This is a messenger RNA of Trichobilharzia regenti, 2435 nucleotides long. The record is from the annotation of a GenBank genome assembly. Lineage: Eukaryota; Metazoa; Platyhelminthes; Trematoda; Strigeidida; Schistosomatidae.
AGACAAGGUGCGGCGCUAAUUUCAAGACGUCAGUUUUUUUGCAUGACGGGAUGAAGCGUAGUAAACGUGGUGCGUUGCCGACACCGUCCUCUUCAACGCCGGCCACAUCAAGACGUAACUUGGAGCUUUCACCGGCUUUUUCCUGCCUUAGGGAUUCUGAUACAGACAAUUCCAUAGAAAACUGUGGAUCACUAAACUCUCCUGUGUUAAAGGGUUGCCAUUUUCCUGUAAGAUGUUCCCCUCUGGGGUCUGAUGAGCCAUCUAAAAGGAGCUUUUAUGAAGAGACCUCCUCUCCAGAUGGUCAUGCAUACAAUCCAGAUAUGUCAGGUGUAUCAGUUGGUAAAGGUUAUUUGAGUGACCACUUGCAGCACAGUCUAUCUUAUGCUCGUUGCAUGGAACAGCGUGCACUUAACAUAUCUACGCGUUUAACACAGACAGCAAAUUUAAUGAUGAGUCCACAGUUUCUUUUCGAUACAGAAGCUCGUUUGUCAAAUGACAAAUCGGAUUGCAAGUCUGAUGAAUUUAAAAAGCUUUCAUUGGUUGAUGAUCUAAAUGUACAGUCUUAUUUGACUAUUAGUCAGCAAACCACAUCGACUGUAGAACGGUAUGCCCGUCUUGCAGAUGUCUGUCCCGAUCUUCUUAACAGACGUACUGUGAAUAGAUUCAUGAUGCAACGCACACCUGGUGAAAAUCAACAAGAAGAACGGCCCAUAGGGAUGAACCCUAUAUUCAACUGCAGCACUCUUGCGGGAUCAUUUUCAAACUUAGUGGAUAUAUGUCGGACAAGAUUGGCAGUAUUGUAUAAAGCUCGGCACCGUUUGAGUGGCGUUCUAUACUGUUUGAAGAGAUCACGCUGCGACUUUGAGAUGGAAAAUUAUGGUGGCAGUUCUUCUAAAGAAAUGCUUAAUGAAGUACAAGCCUUAGCAUUACUGCAGCACACAAACAUCAUUCGUUUUUACAGUUCUUGGUACGAGGCUGAUUCAAUCUAUACACAGUUGGAACUGUGUUUAGGUGGAAGCUUAUUCAAUCUACUACAUCCAGAUAGACAACAUGACACGUCUGAGGCUGUAGCCGUCACUCCUAGAGUUUGCAUUGAUGAAGGCGACAACCCUUCCCCUAAAUCUGAUUUAUCAUCCGAUACAAACCGUAACUAUCUUUCAGAAAAACCCUUAAUCAUAUUGGCAUCAAAUAUCCUUAGUGCUCUUCACUAUAUGCACACUUAUUGGUCAAUGGUUCAUGGUGAUGUCAAACCGAGUAAUGUGUUAAUACAAUUAAGCAGACCAGAAGCCUACUUAGCAUCUGCACAGGAUUCUAUAGAAAUGGAUGCUAAGCGUUACUGUCAUAAGCUUCUGCUUGCUGGUGAUACUACAGGAAUAGUCUUUAAGUUGUCUGAUUUUGGUCGGGCAUCUCGAGCUGGUGAAGAUCGUGAUGGAGAAGAUUUGGGUGACGGACGAUAUCUCCCAAGAUUGAACGAUCCCAGUCCGCCAGCAAGGGCUGCUACUGGUCGUGACCUGUAUGCCCUAGGCAUCACACUUUACCAUUCAGCCGGUGGGCCAAUGUCUGCAUCUGUUUGGGAACAGCUUCGUGAGACAGAUUGUCUACCCGACCUCUCUGUGCUCCCAGUUUCUCUGAGACCAGUUGUCAAAAGUCUCCUCAGUCCUCUUGCCCAGGAUAGACCAACGGCAUCUGAACUCCUAAAUUACCCAUUGUUUCGUUCUCAUGUAAAUACUCGCCCAGAUGAGGAUGACGGUAGCACGGAGUAUACUAACGCGAGAUCAAAUACCCACAACUUCUACAGUAUUCAUACCGCAUAGACGAAUCGCCUCCUCUAACUGAGUCUAGAAGGUCUGUGCGCCUGAGAAAAUAUAUUCUAUGGAGUAAAUUUCACCAAAGAUAAAAAGCCAUUUUGAAACAAUAAGAGCUCGAAAAAAUUAAAAUGUUUAUACAAGAAGCAGUAAUCCUACCAUUUCCAUACUAUUGUUAUUAACAAAUGCAUUUCAUUAUUUUGCACAAUGAUCCCCACCAUUUGCAACAAUCUAACAGUUGCUUACAAGUACAAGGCCUGUAACUCAUUGUGGCACCACACGUCUUUUGAUACCAAAUGUUGCUUUCAUUAGGCUUUACCAGUUUAAUGUGAAUGGAAACACCUUAGUCUUUCUGCCAAUCACGGAGUCACGGACUAUGUCAAAGUUAAAUAACUUGCAUCAGAGUGUGCAAGCGAGUUAGUGUACAAAUGACCCCGAAGCGAUUAGUCACAGUAUAACAGGUUAGGGCCGUAUACUAAUGAAAAAUAUUUUUAAAAAUGUAUGAUUAGUAAGCAGGACACUUUUUUCUCGAAAGAAACUGAACACCUUUUCGUUUUCUAUAGGAGUAUCGAUGUGCAUAGAGUUAUGAGUUAAUAUUAAUAAAAAUCCAAAUCAGUGAGAUGAUAGUGU